Molecule: messenger RNA, 1503 nt
Organism: Tetrahymena thermophila SB210
Lineage: Eukaryota; Ciliophora; Oligohymenophorea; Hymenostomatida; Tetrahymenidae
Product: Serine/Threonine kinase family protein
Exons: 4
Biological process (GO): protein phosphorylation
Molecular function (GO): protein binding; ATP binding; protein kinase activity
Source: RefSeq, a predicted model, not a curated record
AUGAGUGACAUAUAGUUGAUAUUAAGACGUUGCAAGAGAGGAAAUGAAAUUAAGUUAGACUUAUCAUUUAAGCAAAUUACAAUACUCCCAAGUGAUAUUUAUUCACUUUCAUAGUUAGAAGUAUUAGAUCUCUCAAAUAAUAAAUUAAAUGCUUUAGACCCUAAAAUCUCAUAAUUAUCCACACUUAAAGUUUUAAAUAUAGCAAACAACAAUAUUAUAUCUCUACCUAACACUUUACUUUAGAUGAAGAGCUUAUAGUUUCUUAAUUGCUCAGGUAAUCCUCUCAGUAACUAAUUCGAUAAGCUACUGAUUGAUGAAAAUUAAAUAAAUCCAUAGCUUAAAUCUAUUUUAGCAUAGUGCUUUGGCGAGGAAGAUACUUCUUCAAAAGCAAAUUUGUGGUUUAAUGAUACAAGCAGCACGUCUAAUACAGGUUUCAAUAGGAUAGGUUCUUCUGGCAACAAUAGUUCAUCUAACAGUGGAGGAUUCGGAAAUACUUUUUAUGGUGGAAGUAAUAGCAGCAAUAGUAAUAAUACCUUUGGCCAAGCAAAUAAUGCAAGCAUAAUGAGCUAAUUAGUUGAAAAAGAUAACUAAUUAAACUAAUAAAAGAAAAAAAUUUAAGAAUUAGAAUAAGAAUUACAAAAGUUAUCCUUUUCGCAAGGAAAAAAUAUUUAGGGUUAAGGAGGACUCAUUAAAGUUUUACCCCUUUUAGAUCCUGUUUAGGAAAUAGAAUUUAAGGAUUUGGAAAUUAGAGAUGCAAUUUCAUAAGGUGGAUUUAGUAUAGUUCAUAAAGGUAAGUAUAAAGGAUGUGAUGUUGCUAUCAAAAAAAUAUUCAAUCCUAAUAUUACUUAAGAUGUUUUGGAUGAAAUAAACAAUGAAGUAAACAUGCUUGCUACUCUUAGACAUCCCAAUAUUAUUUUGCUAAUGGGUAUUGUUUCAUAACCUUAAAAUAUGUGUAUUGUUACAGAUUUAGUUGAAGGAGGAGACUUAUUCACAUACUUACAUAAAUAAAGAAAAGAUUUGUCAGGAGUUUAAAAAGCAUUUAUUGUUAAACAAAUUAUCAAUGCUUUUUAUUAUUUACACUCUCACUAAAUAGUGCAUCGUGAUCUUAAAUCUUACAAUAUUUUGCUUGAUGUAGGAUUUAAAAUUAAGUUAUGUGACUUUGGAUUAGCCAGAAAAUAUUCUGACUUGAACUAAGGUAAUUCCAAAUUUAGUGGAACUCCCACAUAUAUGGCUCCAGAACUCUUUUAGAAGAAAGGAUAUGACGAAAAAGUAGAUGUAUUUGCUUUUGGUACACUACUCUGGGAAAUAUAUGCUUAGGAAGUUCCUUUUGAUGGUUUAGAACCUAAUGACAUUAUGGUAAGAGUAACUAACGAUGAAUAGUUGCCUUAAAAGUAAACAAUAAACUCUAGUAUAUACAAAUUAAUAGUUAAGUGCAGAGCAUUAAAUCCUAACUUGAGACCUUCAUUUGAAAAGAUAUACUAAGAAUUUAAUUAAUUAGCUUGA